UGAUUGAGAACUAGUGGGUUUCGAAACAAAAAGCGGUUCCUAGAUUCGUUGCUUGCGUCCUAAGCACAGGUAUCGAAGACAAAGACCCGAGCUCCACAGAUUGAGUAAAGUCAUUGACUUGACUUGGACUUGGCCGAGUCUUCAUUCUCAGUGCGGAACGCCAAAGCACGCUCAAAAAGAGAGACUAAGACAAAGACAAAGACGAAGACGAAGACGCAGAGUUUGAUUGAGCCCCCACCGGCGGAGCUCGAUCAUCUUCUUCACUGUUUCAGGAACUGAGUCCCGUCCUGCUGCUUUUUUCUACCUCUUCGCUGUUUUGGGUAACCGUCUAUGGGUCUCACUUCUGUGGUCGGUGAUGAUGAGGAAUCGAGUUCCAGAGUUCAGAAUCCGGAGAAAGACCCUAGGAAAAUUGCUAGGAAGUACCAGCUUGAUCUUUGCAAGAAAGCUAUGGAGGAGAACAUAAUCGUGUAUUUGGGGACCGGUUGUGGGAAGACCCACAUAGCUGUACUGCUUAUAUACGAGCUAGGCCACUUGAUCCGUAGACCCCAGAAGAGUGUAUGUGUUUUUCUUGCGCCCACCGUGGAUCUGGCUCAGCAGCAAGCCAGGGUUAUAGAAGAUUCCAUUGAUUUCAAGGUAGGAGUCUACAGUGGGAGCUUUAAGGGAUUGAAGAGCCAUGAGGAUUGGGAAAAGCAGAUGAAACAAUAUGAGGUUCUUGUAAUGACCCCACAAAUACUAUUGCGGAACUUAUCUCAUUGUUUCAUCAAGAUGGAAUUUAUUGCAUUACUAAUAUUUGAUGAGUGUCAUCAUGCUCAAGUAAACAGCAAUCACCCAUAUGCUGAAAUCAUGAGAGAGUUCUACAAAAGUAAUGCCACAAAUCUACCUCGUAUAUUUGGCAUGACAGCAUCUCCAGUUGUAGGUAAAGGUGCUUGUAGUGAAGGGAAUUUACCAAAAAGCAUCAAUAGUCUUGAGAAAUUACUUGAUGCUAAGGUAUAUUCAGUAGAAGAUAAGGAAGAAUUGGAUAGUGUUGUGGCAUCUCCUUUGGUAAGAGUAUAUCAUUAUGGUUCAGUUGAAAAUGGUGCUUCCAGUCCUUAUCUGCCUUAUUGCAGUAAUCUUGAUGAGAUUAGACGCCAGUGCAUAUCAACACUUAGUAGGAAGACGGAUGACUACCAAAGUCUGCGCAGCACGAAGAAAAUGCUGAACAGAUUGCAUGAUAAUUUACUUUUUUGCUUGGAAAGUCUUGGCCUUUGGGGAGCGCUACAAGCUAGUCGCAUUCUUUUGAGUGGUGAUUACUAUGAACGGAAUGAACUUGUAGAGGGAGAGGGGAGCUACAGUGAUGAUUCUUUAUGUGAUAGAUAUCUAGCACAAGCUGCUGACAUGUUUUCUUCUGCCUGUAAGGGAGAUGGCAUUGAGUUUGAUCUAUCUCAUUUAGAGAUUUUCAAAGAGCCAUUUUUCUCAAGAAAGCUCGUGCGCCUUAUUGGAAUUCUUUCAACCUUCAGGUUACAACCAAAUAUGAAAUGUAUAAUUUUUGUUAACAGGAUUGUUACUGCGAGAUCCCUCUCAUACAUACUACAAAACCUUAAGAUUCUAGAAUCUUGGAAGUGCAGUUUUCUUGUAGGUGUCCACUCUGGAUUGAAGAAUAUGUCGAGGAAGACCAUGAACAUCAUUCUUGAGAAGUUCCGUUCUGGAGAGUUGAAUCUAUUGAUUGCUACUAAGGUAGGUGAAGAAGGACUUGAUAUUCAGACAUGCUGCCUGGUGAUUCGGUAUGAUCUUCCAGAAACUGUUGCUAGCUUUAUACAAUCAAGAGGUCGUGCGCGAAUGCGUGAGUCUGAAUAUGUACUUCUGGUGGACAGUGGCAAUGAGAAAGAGGUAAAUUUGAUAGAAAAUUUUAAAAAAGAUGAAGACAGAAUCAACUUGGAAAUUACUUCCAGAACAUCCAGUGAGACGUUUAUUGGUUUGGAGGAAAGCACAUAUAAAGUUGAUUCAUCUGGUGCUUCGAUCAGUUCUGGAUACAGUAUAUCAUUACUCCACCAGUAUUGUUCAAAACUGCCUCAUGAUGAGUUUUUUGACCCCAGGCCAAAAUUCUUUUAUCUUGAUGAUAUAGAGGGAACUGUUUGUCAUGCAAUUUUACCUUCCAAUUCACCAUUGCAUCAAAUUAUCAGUUCACCACGAUCUUCGAUGGAUGCUGCUAAGAAAGAUGCUUGUCUCAAAGCAAUUGAAGAGUUGCAUAAACUGGGUGCCUUAAAUGACUAUCUCUUGCCAGGGAAAGAGAAUGCAACUCUAGAGGAACCUGUACUUAACCCAUCUGUUUCUGACAGCCGCAAAGAUGAGGGUUCACGAGGAGAACUGCAUGAGAUGCUAGUUCCUGCUACACUAAAAUAUCCAAGGAAUAGGGGGGAUAUUCCUGUUUAUCUCAAUUCUUACUAUAUAAAAUUUAGUCCUGAACCUAAUGAUAGGACCUAUAAAAGUUUUGGACUAUUUGUCAAGGAACCUCUUCCUGCAGAAGCUGAGAAAAUGGAACUUGAUCUUCAUCUGGCUCGUGGUAGAUCUGUAAUGACAAAGUUUGUUCCAUCAGGGGUUGCAGAAUUUGAUAAAGAUGAGAUUAUGCUCGCACAGAAUUUUCAAGAAAUGUUCCUGAAAGUCAUCCUUGACCGGAAUGAAUUUGUUUCUGAAUUUGUUGAAUUGGGAAAUAAUGAUUCUCGUAAAGCAAGCUCAUUGACCUUCUACCUGUUGCUUCCUGUAACUUUUGAUGACAAUGAAAAUACAAUGAGUAUAGAUUGGAAUGUUAUCAGAAGAUGUCUCUCAUCUCCAGUUUUCAGGACUCCAGUAGAUGCUUUGGAUGAAAAUAUUCUUCCUUCAGAUAUUCAGUUAGAACUUGCCAAUGGUUGCAAAAGUAGAAGGGAUAUCGAGAAUAGUUUAGUUUAUGCUCCUCAUAAGAACCUCUUUUUCUUCAUUACUAAUGUUGUUUUUGACAAGAAUGGGUAUAGUCCAUACAAAGAUUCGGGCACUUUAAGCUAUGCAGAGCACUUAAAUAAAAAGUUUGGCAUUCAGCUAGGAAACCCCAGACAACCGCUUCUACAUGCUAAACCACUUUUCUGUUUGCACAACUUGCUCCACAAUCGAAGGCAAGGGCAUUCAGGACCAAGUAAACUAGAUGAGUACUUUAUAUGUUUGCCUCCUGAGAUUUGUCACUUGAAGAUACUAGGCUUUUCAAAAGAUAUUGGGAGUUCAAUAUCUCUGUUACCAUCAAUUAUGCAUCGUGUGGAAAACUUGCUCGUGGCCAUUGAACUUAAGAACGUAUUUUCUGCAUCGUUCCCAGAGGGAUCUGAAGUUACUGCUGAAAGAGUUCUAGAGGCACUCACCACUGAGAAAUGCCAGGAGCGUUUUUCUCUUGAAAGGCUUGAAGUACUCGGUGAUGCUUUCCUCAAAUUUGCUGUUGCAAGACACCUUUUUCUUUUGCAUGAUACUCUUGAUGAAGGUGAACUAACAAGGAGGCGUUCUGAUAUAGUAAACAAUACCAAUUUAUUCAAGCUAGCAAUAAGGAGCAACUUACAGGUAUACAUACGUGAUCAGUCAUUCGAGCCCAGUCAAUUCUUUGCUUUGGGUCGCACAUGCCCAUUAAUUUGCAAUAAAGAAACAGAAGGAACCAUUCAUUCACAAUGUUUGAAUGAUGACGCAAAUCAUGAAGAUGCUUGUGAAGUCAGGUGUAGCAAAGGUCACCAUUGGUUACAUAAGAAAACAAUUGCUGAUGUUGUUGAAGCUCUUGUUGGAGCAUUCAUUGUUGACAGUGGCUUUAAAGCUGCUAUUGCAUUUCUUUGUUGGAUUGGCAUACAAGUGGAAUUUGAAGCUUCACAGCUUACUAAUGUUUGCAUGGCAAGCACUAAAUACAUCCCUCUUGCUGCUUGUAUUGACGUUGCUGCCCUUGAAAAGUCACUCGAUUAUCAGUUUCUUUAUAAGGGUCUGCUUCUACAGGCAUUUGUACAUCCUUCUUACAACAAGCAUGGAGGAGGCUGCUAUCAGAGGUUGGAGUUUCUGGGAGAUGCUGUCUUGGAUUACUUAAUCACCUCCUACCUGUAUUCGGUUUAUCCAAAUUUGAAGCCUGGUCAGUUGACAGAUUUGAGAUCACUUUCUGUGAAUAAUAAAGCCUUUGCAAAUGUUGCAGUGAAUCGUUCCUUUCAAAAAUAUAUUAUUUGUGAUUCAAAUAGCUUAUCUGAGGCCAUAAAAGUUUAUGUUGACUUCAUUGAAACACCUGCAUCAGAAAGGGAUUUGCUUGAUGAGCCAAAAUGUCCUAAGGCUUUGGGUGACUUGGUAGAGUCAUGUAUGGGUGCCAUUCUGCUUGAUACGGGGUUCAAUUUGAAAUGUGUUUGGAAGAUAAUGCUAUCCUUUUUGGAUCCAAUUAUGAGCUUUUCGAGCUUGCAGCUUUGUCCAAUUAGGGAACUACAAGAACUUUGUCAAUCUUAUUCUUGGGAUCUUCAAUUUUUCCCAUCAAAGAAGGGUAGAAACUAUUCAGUAGAAGUAAAAGUGAACAGCAGUAAUUUUAGUGCGAGUGCUUCUGCAACCAAUUUGAAUAAAAAGGAUGCUACUAGAAAUGCUGCCCAACAAAUUUUUCCAAAGUUGAAGGCUGAAGGCUGUACAUUCAGGAUUAAAUCUUUGGAGAAAGUCUUAGAGUCAAGCUGCAAGUUGGAGGCCAAGCUGAUUGGAUAUGAUGAAAUGCCAAUAGAUUUAGUUCCUUCCAAUGCCACUGGAUCUGAAAUUCCAAAUGUAAAAGAAUCUUUUGGCUGCAGUUUUGAUCCCAAAGUCCAUCCUGCCAGUCAUGUAGUCAGUUCCUUAUCCUCAAAAUCUAUAAGAAGACUCUGCCCUUCCACAUUAGGCUCAGAAAGAACGCAUCGUGACGAGACCAUUCAAAAUCAUGCCUCUGACACUGACUCGGUGACUUCAGGUGGGUCGCGCAAAGAUGCAGCAACAGCAAAAUCACGUUUAUAUGAGGUUUGCACUGCGAACUGUUGGAAACCCCCUUCUUUUGAAUGCUGCAAAGAGGAGGGACCAAGCCAUUUGAAGUUGUUCACUUUCAAGGUUGUAGUGGAGAUUGAAGAACAUCCUGACAUGGUUUUGGAGUGCUUUGGUUCGCCACAUGUGAAGAAGAAGGCAGCAGCAGAGCAUGCUGCAGAAGGGGCACUUUGGUUCUUGACAAAAGAAGGAUAUACCUGCAUGUCCGGCUAAAAGAGGCAGGCCACUAGGCCUUUCUCUAGGGACCACUGAGAAUGUAAUUAUAAAUGUUGUGUCCUUUUUCUUUUCUUUUUUUUUAUAUAUGUAUAUUGUCAAAUAAAUUGUUAAUGUAUAUGGAUUCUUUUCAUUAACAGAAUCGAAACAUUGUGGUACAUGCUGUGAGCUAAGCAUGAGCUAAAGAUGCAUAACCAGUUUGGUUGGACUUGGAUAUGAUGCUUUUUGGCUCAUGACCAUCCUUGAAAAUUUUAGUUGAAUAAAGUUGAGUAAUUUUCUAGUGUAA
Ziziphus jujuba (common jujube) is the source of this 5503-nucleotide messenger RNA. RefSeq names its product dicer-like protein 4. Gene Ontology annotation, biological process: siRNA processing. Gene Ontology annotation, molecular function: RNA binding; protein binding; ribonuclease III activity. The transcript has 26 exons. Gene Ontology annotation, cellular component: cytoplasm; nucleus. NCBI's taxonomy places the organism in Eukaryota, Viridiplantae, Streptophyta, Magnoliopsida, Rosales, Rhamnaceae. Bases 331 to 5217 code for a protein of 1628 amino acids. The record is from RefSeq and is a predicted model, not a curated record.